AUGCUUAAUAAAAGCAUAAAAGGAGGUAGAAUAAUAGGCAAUAAAUGUUUUAGAUGGUGGAAUAACUUACACAUAUCAUGGAAAUUCGCAAUCGGUUUUACAGUUCUUUUUCCACCAUUAUGGAAUUAUAAUGAAAGAAAAAAGGCAAAAAGCAAACAAGUGUAUUAUAACAAAGCAAUAAGAGAUUAUGUAUUUUUUGAUAUAGCAGUAGAAAAUAAAUACAUUGGUAGAGUACUUAUUGGUUUAUAUUCAGAUCAAGUACCAUUAUCAGUAGAAAAUUUUAUACAACUUUCUGAAGGAUACAAAGUUAAAGAUAAAUAUAUUGGAUAUAGGAAUACAUUUAUUCAUAAAAUUUAUCCUGGUAUUGGAUUAAUAGGAGGCAAUGUAUUAAAUGAUAAAGAAGGUUUAAGUAUAUAUGGAAAGAAAUUCCCUGAUGAAAAUUUUGAUAUGGAAUUUGUACAGGAUGGUGAUGUUGCUUUAUAUAAUCAAGGCCCUCAUAGUAAUUCCUCACAAUUUAUUAUAACAUUUGCACCUAUGCCUAUUUUACAUAAACAUAAUGUAGUCAUUGGAACUGUCUUGAAAGGUAUGGAUAUUAUAAGAACUAUUGAAAAGAUGGGAACAAAAUUAGGAAAUCCAAUGUAUGAUAUAAAAAUUAUUAAUUGUGGCUUGUAUCGAAGUUUAGAAGAAGAUGGUCCGCCUUUUUUUAAUGUAACAAGUAUUCUGGAUAAAAAUAAUCAAAAAAUUAUAUCUAAAAAGGAGUUUGAACACAUGUCUGAGCAAGAAAGAAAGGAAUUAAUGAAUAAAACAGCAUCCUCUUAUAAAGCCCGAGAAAAGAAUAAGCUUGGAUUGACCAAAUAA
Molecule: messenger RNA, 858 nt
Organism: Plasmodium vinckei vinckei
Lineage: Eukaryota; Apicomplexa; Aconoidasida; Haemosporida; Plasmodiidae
Product: peptidyl-prolyl cis-trans isomerase, putative
Exons: 1
Coding region: 1-858 (285 amino acids)
Biological process (GO): protein peptidyl-prolyl isomerization
Molecular function (GO): peptidyl-prolyl cis-trans isomerase activity
Source: RefSeq, a predicted model, not a curated record